This is a messenger RNA of Colossoma macropomum (tambaqui), 1332 nucleotides long. RefSeq names its product solute carrier family 38 member 8a (gene slc38a8a). The transcript has 10 exons. Gene Ontology annotation, molecular function: amino acid transmembrane transporter activity. Lineage: Eukaryota; Metazoa; Chordata; Actinopteri; Characiformes; Serrasalmidae. The record is from RefSeq and is a predicted model, not a curated record. Gene Ontology annotation, biological process: amino acid transmembrane transport. Bases 1 to 1326 code for a protein of 441 amino acids.
AUGGAAGAGCUAGCUAGAGAGAGCAUUAGCUUACUGGCCAAACCCGCGCUGGCCGCUGACGGCCCCAGCCUGGGCUCCUUCGGGGCGAUGGUCAUCAUGCUGAAGUCCGCUCUGGGGGCAGGACUGCUGAACUUUCCGUGGGCUUUCGCCCGGGCCGGAGGAAUCCACUCUGCUCUCACCGUGGAAAUGAUGUCUCUUGUGUUCCUCGUUAGUGGACUGGUCAUCCUGGGGUACUCGUCUUCUAUCAGCGGACAGAGCACAUACCAGGCUGUGGUGCGACAUGUGUGUGGGCCUGCCAUAGGAAAGCUUUGUGAGAUCUGCUUUGUCUUCAACCUCUUCAUGAUCUCUGUGGCCUUCCUGAUUAUAGUGGCAGACCAGCUUCAGAAAUUGUGGGUCUCUAUAUAUGAGGUAAUCACAGGCUCAAGUGAAAGUGAGAUGCCUCAUCAUUGGUACACAGACCAGAGGUUUACUCUCCUCCUCUUAUGUCUCUUCCUCAUCCUCCCCCUCUCCAUUCCUAAAGAAAUUGGGAUACAGAAGUACACCAGUGUGUUAGGAACUCUAGCUGCCACAUAUUUGACUGUAGCAAUCAUUGUAAAAUAUUAUACAAGAGUAAUUCCUGAGGUCCACCUGUCACCUAUAUACAGCAGUGGGAUAAGCACCUGGGCCUCGAUGUUCAGCGUCAUUCCCACUAUCUGCUUUGGCUUUCAGUGUCAUGAGGCCUGCAUUGCCAUCUACAGCAGUAUGGAGAAUAAGAAGCUCUCUCACUGGGUCAUCAUCUCUCUGGUGUCGAUGUUCUUCUGUCUUGUCAUUUACUCCCUCACUGGAAUCUAUGGAUAUCUCACCUUUGGGAACAAUGUUGCCGCUGACGUUCUGAUGUCCUACAGUGGAGAUGAUGUCCUCAUGAUCAUUGCAAGAUUGCUGUUUGGAGUCUCAAUCAUCACCAUCUACCCUAUUGUUCUACUACUUGGAAGGUCAGUGAUUCAGGAUCGGCUACUGAAGUGCAGAGGGAAACACCUCAUGGUGACUAAUUCCUUUGAGACCUGCACCAGAGUCGGCCUCACCAUAAUGUGGGUUGUCUCCACUCUUCUCAUCGCAGUGUUUGUCCCAGACAUCAGCAAAGUUAUCAGUGGAAUUGGUGGGAUUAGUGCAUUCUUCAUCUUCAUUUUCCCAGGGCUUUGUUUAAUAUUUGCCAUGCAGUCACAGCCUGUUCCAGCGAGACUAAGGUUGGUACUGAUUGCAUGGGGAGUCAUCACGCUUUUAUGUGGCUCAUUCAUCUUUGGGCAGAGCACUUCUAUUGCCAUCAUGCAGGUCUUGAAUAAGCUGUAAUUUCUC